This is a messenger RNA of Plodia interpunctella (Indianmeal moth), 354 nucleotides long. RefSeq names its product histone-lysine N-methyltransferase SETMAR-like. The coding region runs from base 1 to 354 and encodes 117 amino acids. Gene Ontology annotation, cellular component: site of double-strand break; nucleus; condensed chromosome. The transcript has a single exon. The record is from RefSeq and is a predicted model, not a curated record. NCBI's taxonomy places the organism in Eukaryota, Metazoa, Arthropoda, Insecta, Lepidoptera, Pyralidae. Gene Ontology annotation, molecular function: double-stranded DNA binding; single-stranded DNA binding; histone H3K4 methyltransferase activity. Gene Ontology annotation, biological process: DNA double-strand break processing; replication fork processing; mitotic DNA integrity checkpoint signaling.
AUGGAAAACUUGAAAUAUCGCGUUAUUUACGAGUACGAGUUCCACCUUGACACCAGUGCUGCGGAAACGGCUCGAAGGGUUGAUGAUGUGUAUGGCAGUCGUAUCGCAAAAGAAAACACAGUGCAUUUUUGGUUCCAACAUUUUCGAUCUGGAAAUUUCGACCUGCAGAACAAGCCCCGUGGACGGCCGGAGACCCUAGUUGAUAAUCAAGAAUUGAAAGCUAUUGUGGAAGCGGAUCCAUCGCAAACCACGUCCAAGUUAGCUUCAGGCUUCGGUGUUAGUGAUAAAAUUAUUUUAAUUCACUUGAAGCAAAAUAGGAAGAUUAAGAAACUUGAAGGGUACCUCACGUAUUGA